AUGACCACAGUCCUUCCUUCUCCUAAGAAGCCUGCGUCAUUGAACGAGAGCAUUGACGAGAAGCAGGGCAUCAAAGACAGCUCUUCGGACGAGCCGCCUCUGCAUCUAGGCGCACCCAUCGACGAUCAUUUACCUCUCUGGCAACGCGAAAAAAAGGAUCUCGAUGCUAUCGCGACACAACCAUCUGUGUUUGAUGACCCAGUCAUGUCGGAAGCGUAUCGGCCACCAGCUCAAUAUGAGAAUGCGCAUCGUUUCGAUCCUAACGCUCGGUGGACAUGGCGAGAGGAACGGGCUGUUGUUCGCAAGAUUGACUGGAAGAUCAUGGUUUGGGCCUUCAUCAUGUUCUUCUCGCUGGACUUGGAUCGCGGCAACAUCUCGCAAGCAAAUACCGACAAUUUUCUCGACGACCUCAAUCUGACCACUGAUGAUUUCAACUUGGGUAACACACUGUUCCGAUUGGCGUUUUUGAUUGCCGAGCUUCCUUCGCAAUUGGUCUCGAAACGAGUAGGGCCUGAUGUCUGGAUUCCUUCUCAAAUGGUAUUGUGGAGCAUUGUUUCUUGGAGCCAGUAUUGGUUGUCGGAUCGUCGUUCAUUUCUAGCCACGAGGUUCCUGCUCGGCUUCCUUCAAGGUGGAUUUAUUCCCGACGUGGUCCUAUAUCUUUCUUACUUCUACACGAAGAACGAAUUGCCCAUUCGUUUAGCUUUCUUCUGGGUGUCAAACUAUCUCACGCACAUUGUCAGCGCCUUUUUGGCCGUGGGCAUCCUUCGUCUUCGAGGGCAUAACGGCCGAGCAGGAUGGCGAUACCUGUUUCUCCUGGAGGGAGUGAUGACUUGUUUGGUGGGUUUGAUUUCGUUCGCGAUGAUGCCACCUGGCCCCACACAAACGAAGGCCUGGUACAGACCUAAGGGUUGGUUUUCCGCACGCGAAGAAGUCAUCAUGGUGAACAGAGUUCUCCGUGACGAUCCUUCCAAAUCGGAUAUGCACAAUCGUGAAGGAUUAUCUAUCAAAAUGAUUUGGCAAGCCCUGAAAGACUGGACCAUGUGGCCAAUAUAUGUUCUCGGACUAGUGCACAUGAUACCCGUCGGUCCUCCUCAGGUUUACCUCACAUUAUCUCUCCGCAAUCUUGGUUUCUCGACCGCGAUAUCCAGCCUCCUCAGCAUCCCAGCCUACGUGAUUGGUAUUUUGGGUCUCGUCUUCGCUGCGUACUUUAGUGAGAUCACUAACAGUCGAGUGAUGGCGACAAUCAUCCUGCAAAUCUGGGCCCUUCCACUCCUAAUUGCUCUGUACACAUUCGACAAGAACACGUCUGAAUGGGUGUAUUUUGCCGUCGUCACACUAAUCGUCGGUUUCCCAUAUGUACAUCCCGUACAAGUCGCUUGGGCAUCGCGAAACUCGUAUAGCGUCCGAACGAGGACAAUCUCAGCUUCGGUCUACAAUAUAUUCGUACAGGCUGGUGCUGUCGUCUAUGCCAAUAUUUAUCGUACGAGCGACAAACCCUUGUACAAGAAGGGAAACCGCGCGCUGAUCGGCGUCUGCGCCAUGAACAUUGUGAUCUAUAUUGGCACCUACUUCUUUUACCAGACUAUCAAUAGAAGGAGAGACGGCACAUGGAAUGCCAUGAGCCCAGAGGAACGAGCAGAGUACAUUGAAACCACAAAAGACGUUGGAAACAAAAGGCUAGACUUCCGUUAUGCAUACUAGCCGUCGCAAUGACCGUUGCAUGUGCUAGAGAUGCAUCUAUGGCUAUAUAUAUCAUCUACAUUGAUAGUU
Heterobasidion irregulare TC 32-1 is the source of this 1770-nucleotide messenger RNA. Its product is annotated as major facilitator superfamily. The record is from RefSeq and is a predicted model, not a curated record. Gene Ontology annotation, cellular component: membrane. Gene Ontology annotation, molecular function: transmembrane transporter activity. The transcript is spliced from 11 exons. Bases 1 to 1701 code for a protein of 566 amino acids. Gene Ontology annotation, biological process: transmembrane transport. NCBI's taxonomy places the organism in Eukaryota, Fungi, Basidiomycota, Agaricomycetes, Russulales, Bondarzewiaceae.